This is a messenger RNA of Theobroma umbraticum, 1259 nucleotides long. Its product is annotated as Homeodomain-like superfamily protein. Gene Ontology annotation, molecular function: DNA-binding transcription factor activity; DNA binding. The record is from RefSeq and is a predicted model, not a curated record. NCBI's taxonomy places the organism in Eukaryota, Viridiplantae, Streptophyta, Magnoliopsida, Malvales, Malvaceae.
GUUACUCUGUUGCGUUUGUGUGUUUUGUUUGAUUUGCAAUCAUGGUUGCUUAAGAUUCGUCGCCGAGCUUUCCUCUGCAUGUUCUUCGUUUAAAUAUAAAAAUUCUCCUUCUGUUUCUCAUUAAAUAAAUAAAUAAAUAUAUAUCUCUGCUGAUAUAUAACAAGUUGAAACAGAAAAAAAGGUUGAUUUCAGUUUACAUUCUUGUUCUCAAUCCGAUUCCGUUGGCCAUUUACGGCUUCGGAUUUAAGGGAGGAAUCGGGAAUUCAACUCGCUUUGAUUCCACUCAAAAACCAGCUUGAAGAAUUCAAUUCAAAGGGAGAGAAUUGAGGUGGUUUGGUGACUUUGGUCUGAUGAGAUGGAGAGAUUAAGCUAUGGAGGAGGAGGGGGAGGGAACUUCGGGUACGAGAAUGGGGUGGUGAUGACGAGAGACCCGAAGCCUCGGCUGAGAUGGACGGCUGAUCUUCACGACCGAUUCGUCGACGCCGUAACUAAACUUGGUGGCCCAGACAAAGCAACUCCAAAGUCUGUCCUGAGGCUGAUGGGUAUGAAGGGCUUGACAUUGUACCAUUUGAAGAGCCAUUUACAGAAAUACAGGCUAGGACAGCAGGCCCGGAAGCAAAAUGCAGUAGACCAAAACAAAGACAAUGGUGGGAGUUCGUACGUACAGUUUAGCAAUCAUUCUCCAGGGACUAUCACCAAUUCGCCAAGAGCUGACAAUGAGCAACGACAAAUCCCAGUGGCAGCUGCAGUGAUCACCCCGCUGGAAGCACAAAAGACACUGCAAGAGCAACUUGAGGUGCAGGAGAAAUUGCAGAUGAGGGUAGAGGCACAAGGGAGGUACUUGCAGGCAAUACUGGAGAAAGCCCAAAAGGGCCUCUCGUUUGACAUCAACUGUGAAGGGAAUGUAGAAGAAACAAGAGCAGAAUUAACGAACUUCAACUUGGCUCUGUCGAGUCUCAUGGAGAAUGUGAAUGGAGGAGCAGACAGGAAACCGAACAUGGUACAGAUGAAUGACGUUCCCAAGAAGGCCACCAGCUGUUCUGCUUUCCAAAACUAUGGGGUGGGAGAAAGAGAGCGAAACAAAGAUGUCAAGCUUAAAGUUGAAGGAGAUUCCAUAAAUUUUGACCUAAACACCAAAGAUAGCUUUGAAUUUGUAGCUGUAAAUGGAAACGAGCUUCAAUCGCUAAUGUUUUCAUAUAAGAGAUGAAAUUCAAAAAAAAAAAAAAAACAGAUCUCCCAUUAGUUAUGAUUUCAGUUUA